Messenger RNA from Helobdella robusta, 177 nucleotides. RefSeq lists its product as hypothetical. Gene Ontology annotation, cellular component: transcription factor TFIID complex. The record is from RefSeq and is a predicted model, not a curated record. NCBI's taxonomy places the organism in Eukaryota, Metazoa, Annelida, Clitellata, Rhynchobdellida, Glossiphoniidae. The annotation marks the transcript as partial. The transcript is spliced from 2 exons.
UGGAUCUGUCCGAGUUGUGGUUUCUCCGACGGUAAAUCUCCGGCGGUCGUCUGUCAGAAAUGCAACGAGUGGCAUCAUUGGACUUGUGUUAGCCUUUGUAAUGUACCUCCAGGGGAUAUGGAUUGGUACUGCGUCAGAUGUCUCAACCAAGAUCCAACACUACGUAAUCAAACAAAG